Molecule: messenger RNA, 1803 nt
Organism: Penicillium angulare
Lineage: Eukaryota; Fungi; Ascomycota; Eurotiomycetes; Eurotiales; Aspergillaceae
Exons: 2
Coding region: 1-1803 (600 amino acids)
Source: RefSeq, a predicted model, not a curated record
AUGAUUCCGCACCGAAGCACUGGUCUCUUGGCCAUUAUUGUUUUUGUUGGCCUCCUUCUCUAUAUCUUUUCAUCUUCCCCCAUUCCCGAUGUCGUCGUCGAAGGAGAAGAACCCGCUUCAGGGCCCGCCAAGUAUAUCACUCUACCUCAACCGAAACUUCCGUCCUUGAGCGAUCUCCAUCUGCCGUCCUUCCGCGCCCCUUCACACGAACCUCCCCCUGAAGAGAGCAACAGCACCAGCGGCGAGUCCAAAUGGUUUAGCAAUUGGGAAUGGUUGAACCCAUUCUCCUCUGCAAUCACUCUUGACGAAGAUCGUUCGGUUCUGCCUCCCCUGCGCGACCGUCGCCCGAUUUACACCUACUACAACCCCAAAUACAACCCUAAAAAACAUUCGAGCAAGGAGCUAAAGGAGGAUCAAAAUGCCGAUGCGGAGCUGCUUCUCUCAUGGCGACGAGCUUGGUUUGCCCAGGGGUUCCGACCUAUUGUCCUCACCCCCGGAGACGCAAUGAAGAACCCGCAUUAUGAAAUAGUGCAGAAGCUCACUCUCUCCGCUGAAUUGGAGAAUGAAGUCUUCCGUUGGCUCGCAUGGGGUCAUAUGGGAGCUGGAUUGCUUGCUGAUUUCGAGUGUUUCCCGAUGGGUCGAUACGACGAUGGUCUUCUGCAUGCUUUACGAUAUGGCACCGAGCCAGAAUUCAUCAUUCGGUUUGAUAACUUCCAAGGUGGUCUGUAUUCAGCAGAGAAAACCCGCAUCGAGGAAGCAAUCGAUGGUGCUGUGAAGAAGCUGGAUGACAAGUCUACUUCUUUUGCAGAGCUCGUAAACCCAGAGUUAUUCAAAGUUAUGCAACCAAGCAGUCUAGCUUACUACAAGCACUCUACCAUCGGAUCUCACUACGCGACACUUCAAGAGAAGAUGAGCCACAGCCCAUCCAACGGCCGAAUGCUUUUAGCUCAAUUGAUCAACUCUCACCUUCACAACACCUUCCAAAACUCCUUCCCAGCUGGUCUGGCGGUGCUGAAGCCUUUCCCCAAACAGACAACCGCUCUUGUGGAGCCCGCACUGCGGCUGGCCAAGGCACUCACUCAGUGCCCCGACUCUCCAGUCCCCGAUUCUUGCCCUCCCAACCUUCCCGACUGCCGUCCAUGUGGCUCCUCGAAACAGCCCAUGCUCAUCAGUCAACCGUCGACCUAUAAAAAGACCAAUCUUCUAUUCACUAUCGGCACCCUCCCACACCCAUAUACCCUUAUCAGUCUACAAAAGAGCUCCGAUGAGGUUACCACCCGUCAAAUUCGACGAGAGACCGAGCGAGAUGCUUGGCUGACCGAUGUGACUAAAGAUGAUCUUGGCACGGAGAUGGGCAGCUCGUACCGAGGUAUGGCAUUCAAGCAGGUUGUUGCUGGCGAUCAGGCUAUUGCAACUUCUCUUUGGAUGACCGUUGAGUCUCUCCCCGCCGAGGCUGGCCAGUCUCUUCCAGCUGAACUCUUGGACGAGUUUGAGUGGCAAUUUGGAUUCAAGAUUCCUCGUGCGGGUACCAUUGAUCCCAACGCGCCUGGCGACAAAGAAAGUGUGCAGAGCAAGACCCCUAGCGAGCAGGGUGUCGGGCGCGAGUACGAACUUAUCCAGAAAGCCCGAGCUGUUAUCAACAGUGAAGAACCCGAUGCUGUUAGCAAGAGGGACGUGGCCGAAGCUUGGAAUUUGGCUGAUACGGAGGUUUGGCGAUUCGUGAAAGCCUACCGAGCCCGGUUUUUUGUUGAGCGAAAAAGAUGGGAAGAGGAAGAGAGAGAUUUCGCAGGCUCUAAGCCCUAA